GUUGCGCCGAAAAAGUCCAUGGGCGAUGAUGGUAGAAAAAGGCGGAUAGUCUGUUAUCCCGAGGGCCUCUUUUGCCAGGCUUGGAUAUUUGCCUCCCAUGAAGUCAUAACUAGUUAUAAUAACCAAUUUAUUUGAUGCAGCUGAUGCCUCCUGUUGUCAUCUAGCAGGCAUCGCAUUUGGCAAGCUUCAGGAUAACUAUCAGAGAAGAUGCUCUCUCUCAAUACCCCGACCUACUCUGCGCCCUCUGGGUACCAGCUCUCAGAGCUGCCAAAGCCGGUGCUCGAGGACAGCAACGAUGUGAUCAUCAGAGUCUACGCCGCCAGCAUCAAUCCUAUCGACGUCAAAAAGGCGAAUGGGAUGUUGAAGAUGGCGAUGACGGAUGAGUUUCCUUACAAGAUCGGCUACGACUGCGCCGGCACCGUAGAAGAAGCCGGCAGCAGCGUGAGCCAUCUGAAGGCCGGCGACGAGAUAUACACUCGGCUGCCAGAAGCCUCUCGGGGUUCAUGCAGCGAGUUCGUGAAAUGUCCAGCGAAAGACGUUGCCCUCAAGCCCCCGUCUCUAUCAUUCACGGAUGCUGCCUCGAUCCCACUGGCGGCAAUGACAGCACUGCAAGCACUGCGACGCUACGACGGUGACCUUGCAGGGAAAACUGUGCUGAUCCCCGCUGGUUUGGGUGGAACGGGGUUGUUUGCCUGCCAGCUGGCUAAGCAUGCGUUCAAAGCCGGCAAGGUGAUUACAACAGUGUCGACUUCGAAGAUACCCAAGGUAAAAGAGCUUCUGGGAGACGACACCGUCGAUGAAAUCAUCGAUUACACAAAAGUAGAUCCCAAGGAUGCAAUCCAGCCCGGCACGGUGGACUUCCUUUUUGAUACCGUGGCUAACGCAAUGGAAUAUCUGAGCUUGAUGCGGCCCAAGACAGGCCACAUUAUCUCAGUGUCGACUGCUCCGUCCGGUGACCAGCUUCAGGCCUCUUCUUUGAUGCAGCUCCCCCAUCGACCAGCCCUCCCAAUGCCGAUCAAGCUCGCCCUGAACGUUAUGGACAGCAUUCGUAAGUUUCGGGCCCGUCGGUAUGGUGUUACCUAUUCAUACAUGUUUCUCGAGUCUAGCGGCAAAGAUCUGGAGGAGUUGAGAGACCUCGUUGAGUCCGGUAAGCUGAGGACGGUUGUGGGCACGACGGCCAGCUUAAGGGAUCUCCAGGUUGUCCGGGAGGCGUGCCAGGUUGUUUACAGCGGCCGCGGUGGCCUUGGGAAGGUAGUUAUCAAGGUGGUUGAUUAACGAAUAGACAGACCAUUGCUACCUAAUUGCUGAGAGAACCCUUUUCCAAUUCCGCGACUUUGACUGCUUUUUCAGCCCUGAUACCCCUAUCUACUCCUUAAUUAUCAGGCUGUUUGACCUACAAAUAAGUCGAAAUCCACAGAAUGAUAACUAUCAUAUUAUUAGGCUUGAAGAGUCAGGCAUCCGCAACUAAGACGAUACAACCCCUUUAGUAACUAUUUAGUGAGAGGGAUGUUAAUAUCAACUGUGCUCCCUUUCAACUGUCUGACAGCAGGAAGCCUGAGCUGCGAGGGAUACAAUCACGACCAGCCAGCUUCUAUCUAUAGACGACUUAGCC
Messenger RNA from Trichophyton rubrum CBS 118892, 1612 nucleotides. RefSeq lists its product as uncharacterized. The record is from RefSeq and is a predicted model, not a curated record. The transcript is spliced from 5 exons. Lineage: Eukaryota; Fungi; Ascomycota; Eurotiomycetes; Onygenales; Arthrodermataceae. Gene Ontology annotation, cellular component: mitochondrion. The coding region runs from base 208 to 1275 and encodes 355 amino acids. Gene Ontology annotation, molecular function: oxidoreductase activity.